ACGUUGUUUACAUUUUACCUGUUGUUGGAUUUCCGGAGCGACACAGGCCGCUUCUCGACUUCCUGUUCCACUGAGGCUCCGGGCUACUCAGCGAAAUGGCUGCGUUCCUGCGAGCUCGUAAAUAUGUCCGUUGUGUUGUCCGUUUCUCCGACCGUGAACUGUAAACGGUAACGCUGACCGCCUGUGACGAUAACAAGGAGACCUACCGGCCAGAUUGUCAUGGCUGAUGAAAAUGCAGAUAUUGGAAGUACAGUAGAGGAUGAAGAUGAAAGUUCAGAUGACCCAGAUCUUCAGCUGGAACUCAAUGUGUUCAGAGCUCAGUGGAUGUCUGAGCUCAAACCGAACUCCGGAGCGAGUGGAACGAGCAACCGACUGCUGCAAGCCAAAGGUCUGAGGAAGACACAAGAAAUUGCUAGAGAGGAAAAGGCCACAGAGCUGUUCUUGAGAGCUGUUCAGGAGGAGCAGAAUGGAGCUGUCUAUGAAGCUAUCAAGUUUUAUCGCAUGGCUAUGCAGCUUGUUCCUGACAUUGAGUUUAAAAUCAACUACAGCCAUCCUCCUGAUGCAGACAGAGGUGGAGGGAACUACAUGGAGGAUAGUGAUGCUGAUGGUGAGAUUGAGGAUCUACUUGCCUACUUUGAGCAGCAGCUCACUGUGGAAGGCUCCUUUCCAAAGAUUUGCACUCCUGAUGUUGAUAUGACUCAGGUGCACAUUUCAGCUUUGCCACGGGAAAUCCUGAUGUACAUAUUUCGGUGGGUCGUAUCAAGUGAUCUGGACAUGCGAGCUCUGGAGCAGCUGUCUCUGGUUUGCCGUGGGUUUUACAUUUGUGCAAGGGACCCUGAGAUUUGGCGCUCAGCUUGUUUAAGAGUGUGGGGACGGAAGUGCACCAAACUUUUACCCUUCACAUCCUGGAGGGAGAUGUUCCUGCAGCGGCCCCGCGUCCGUUUCGAUGGUGUCUAUAUCAGCAAAACAUCAUACAUUCGUCAAGGAGAGGAAUCACUGGAUGGAUUUUACAGGGCUUGGCAUCAUGUUGAGUACUACAGGUACCUCCGCUUCUUUCCCGAUGGCCACGUCAUCAUGCUGACCACCCCUGAGGAACCUUUGUCCGUUGUCCCCCGCUUGCGUACUAGGAACACCAGAAUGGAUUCAGUUCUGCUCGGUCACUUCCGCCUCUCACAGGAGACGGGAAAUCAAACCAAAGUUUUUGCAGUUGUCUGCAAGAAAAAGGAAGAGAAAGCGGCUGAGUUUCAAAGGAACCGGUUCUGCAGGCGGAACCCAGCUCCGGAAGCUGAACACAGCUUUCACGUGGGACUGGCUCUGUCCUCUGGGGGGCGUCAGAGUUUCAGUAAGCUUGUGUGGAUCCACCAUUCCUGCCACAUCACUUACAAGUUGACUGGGGAAACAGUCGUUACUUCGUUUGACCUGGAGAGGAUGUACACACCCUUCUUCUUUGCACGUGUGAAGAGCUACACUGCUUUCUCUGAGCAGCCUCUUUAAGCAGACCUGCACAUGAUCUCACAAAGACUGCAGCAGAAAUUCAGCCACCAUUGCAUCAAAACACAUACUUCUCAGCCUGUUUUUAAUUUGUGCUGCAGCUGCUUCGUAGUGUUGCUGUUUGAACCCUCACGUUUCCUAAAUGAAAGGCAUGUUAUCUUUCGGGUACACUUUAGAGAAAACUUAUUUUCUGAUUUCAGAAAUUAUGGUAAUAUGCUAAGAGCUAAAAUUAUUAGCAGAAUUUCUCACCUGUUCCAAGCAAUGAAUGUUCAUCCUGUUUUUGUUUCGUUGUGCACUUUCUUCCUCAAAUAAACAGCGAUGAACG
Messenger RNA from Archocentrus centrarchus (flier cichlid), 1816 nucleotides. RefSeq names its product F-box protein 9 (gene fbxo9). The record is from RefSeq and is a predicted model, not a curated record. The transcript is spliced from 13 exons. Gene Ontology annotation, biological process: SCF-dependent proteasomal ubiquitin-dependent protein catabolic process. The coding region runs from base 220 to 1494 and encodes 424 amino acids. NCBI's taxonomy places the organism in Eukaryota, Metazoa, Chordata, Actinopteri, Cichliformes, Cichlidae. Gene Ontology annotation, molecular function: protein binding. Gene Ontology annotation, cellular component: SCF ubiquitin ligase complex; cytoplasm.